AUGUCUUCUCUCCUGCGCCAUUUCGUCCUCACGGCUUCGGCCAUAUCUGCGCUGACAAUUGGUGAUAUCAAUGGGAACAAGUUCCUUUCGCCGUAUAAUGGCCAGGCUGUAUCUAAUGUGUCCGGGAUUAUAACUGCGAAAGGGCCAGAUGGACUGUGGAUUCGUUCUCUAACACCAGAUCGCGAUCUGAGGACUUCCGAGUCGAUUUAUGUCUUUGGGAGAGCGUUUGGUGCGAAUUUGACUGUGGGUGAUUCGAUUGUGCUCGGUGGAAAGGUCCAGGAGUUUCGCUCGAACAAAGACUACAUCUAUCUCACGGAGAUUAGCUCGCCGAAGCUCGAGAAGAAGGUUUCAUCUGGUAACACGGUGAAGGCUUUAGUCAUCGGCAAGGACACUGCCGACCCUCCCACAGAGCAGUAUACUGCGCUCGAUGGAGGCGACGUCUUCGCAGUUCCGAACAAUGUCAGCCUGGUAUCGGUUGCAAACCCAGUCCUCGAUCCUAAGAAGUACGGGCUUGAUUUCUGGGAGAGCCUGUCGGGCGAGUUGGUUACUGUGCGGAAGCCAAAGGCCAUCGCAAAACCUAACAACUUUGGUGAUACAUGGGUGAUCGGGGAUUGGAAAGUAUCAGGUCGGAAUCAGCGAGGAGGGUUGACACUGUCCGAUGGUGAUGCCAACCCGGAAGCCAUUAUCAUCGGCUCCCCCCUUGACGGCUCUUCAAACCCACGGACGACGAAGCUGGGAGAUGACCUUGAAGAAAUUACCGGCAUCAUCACUUACGCCUUUGGUUUCUACCGUAUCCUCCCCACUACCGCCAUCAAAGUCACUCUUUCUAUGAAACCAGACCUUCCACCUUCGACGAAGCUCCUCUCAUCCGGGAAGUGUGAUGGAAUUACCAUCGGUGACUACAAUGUGGAGAAUCUCGCACCAAACUCAACUCACUUGUCAACGAUUGCCACGCACAUCGUUUCGUAUCUAGCAUCCCCCGAUCUUGUCUUCCUACAAGAGAUCCAGGAUGACAACGGACCCACAAACGACGCAGUCGUGUCGGCAAAUUUAACCUUGAGCUCCCUUACUAAAGAGAUCGCUGCGGCGGGAGGCCCAUCAUACGCCUUUGCUGACAUUGACCCCGUUGAUGAUCAGGACGGCGGCCAGCCGGGCGGGAACAUCCGGGUAGCCUAUCUGUAUAAACCGACACAUCUCCGUUUGUAUCAGGGGAAUCCCGGCACUAGCACUGAUGCAAACGAAGUCCUACAAGGCCCGACACUGAAAUACAACCCAGGCCGCAUCGACCCAGCAAAUAAGGCCUGGACUGCGAGUCGCAAACCCCUCGUCGCCCAGUGGGAAGUCAUUGACAAAGGAAGGAACUCUAAAUUCUUCACUGUUAAUGUGCACUUCGGAUCCAAGGGAGGGAGCAGCAGCAUCCAGGGUGAUGCAAGGCCGCCUGUGAAUGGAGGCGUCGCCGACCGUCUGGCACAGGCUCAGCUCACAGCAAACUUCAUCAAGGCUAUCCUUGACGAAGAUCGAAACGCUCGGAUCAUAACUGCAGGUGACUUCAACGAAUUUACGUUUGUUGAGCCGUUGAAACAGUUUGCACAGAUCUCAAGCCUAAAAGAUCUAGAUGAGGUGAUAGGGAUUAAAGAGACGGAACGUUACACGUAUCUAUUCGACAUGAACGCCCAGCAGCUUGACCACAUGUUUGUGAGUAACACACUCACGAAGAAGGCCAGGUACGAACAUAUCCACAUCAACACCUGGGUCGAUAGUGCGGCACAGAUAAGUGACCAUGAUCCGUCGGUGGCGAGGUUGGAUGUGUGCGUCUGAGUGAGUGCGAAAGCAAAUGACUAACAAGUUGAACGAAUGUGAAUACGAAUGCAGUCAGUCUCCUUGCAUCCCCUGCGUCUCGACGUUUUACCAUCAAUUCGAUAUUGCGGCGCAGUGAACCGUCCUCCAUUCGGAGCCUAAAAUAAAACAGGGUGAAAAGCCAUCGGAAGGUUGCUGAGAUGAGAUGAGCCCUCUCGUGGUGAUUGGCCCCCGCCAUCCAACUCAUAUCUCUGCUUCUUCCCUCUAAGCCCUGCCCUCUGUGAUGACCGCGCAGGACCAGUUCGAUAAUUAGUCUUCCACACUCCUGGGAGGAAGUACAUCGCUUGGAUAAUUAUCAGCUGAGGAUUGCUUGAGCUCAGGGGGUGGUCUUCAUCCGACCGUUUCCAAAAGCGAGUCAGCAUCAUCCUGGCCAUCAUCGGUCAACGUGUAGACUGGUCGCUGGGGUUCCCAUUGCCUCGGUCGCCUCAACACUUUGCUCUCCGAUAACCAGCAACAGAAA
Lindgomyces ingoldianus is the source of this 2317-nucleotide messenger RNA. RefSeq names its product DNase I-like protein. NCBI's taxonomy places the organism in Eukaryota, Fungi, Ascomycota, Dothideomycetes, Pleosporales, Lindgomycetaceae. The record is from RefSeq and is a predicted model, not a curated record. Gene Ontology annotation, molecular function: catalytic activity. The coding region runs from base 1 to 1818 and encodes 605 amino acids. The transcript has 3 exons.